CGGCACGCGGCAGUUGGUCGAGCGUGUUAUUUAUUAGAACCUCGCGCGCUUGUGGCUCUCCCUUCAGCCUCCGCUAUCUGGUCGAAGACCGCGAUAGUGUUCGGAUGAAUCAAACCUGAGGUGAAACUGUGUUAGUUUUUCGUCGCGUUUUGAUUUUUCUCAACUUAAAUAGUAAUUGAUUGAUAAAUACAUGUAGUGAGACGGAAUGACAUCUGGAUUUUAAUCGUUGGAAGACUCGCAUAGAUCAACUGAAGAUGGCUACCAUCGUGGAAAACCUGACAGAUGGAGGCUCGAAGAAGGACAGAAUUCGACUGGCCAAAGAAAGAAGAGAGGAGAAAAAUAAGAGCCAAGCUGUGCGGGAGCAAGCUCUCUUGGAGAAGGAGCAGCGUGCACAGCAGCAGUAUGAACGCUCGCUGAUGGAGCGAGGGAGGCGUCUGGAGGAGCAGCGACAAAAGGAGAUGCUCCGCCGUUCCGCCGUGGAGGAGAAAAGGAAGCAAUGCAUGGAGGAGGAAAAGGAGCGACUGGAGGCCCUGAUGCGACGUUCUAUCGAGCGAAACCUGCAGGCGGACCAGAGGCCCAAACGCUGGACCUGGGGCGGACCUCCAGGAUUCUGCGAGGGUGAUCCUAAGAUUGCCCCGCCCUCUCCUGCUUCAGCCUCCUUAACCAAUGACCCCGCUGCUCACCCUCCUGCCAGCAAAUCUAGGAACGUCCAAGAUUUUAUGAUUCCGCCCGAGUCCCCAGACUCUGUCCUGAGCAGGCAUCUCUCCUCCUCCUCCGCUACUUUACCCAAUGUGUCAGAGAAAGCCUCCUCCAGCCCUCACAGGUCUCCUUACAGGGCUUCACCCAGUAGAGCCGAGCGGAAGAAGGUUAGCACAUCGUUCUCCGGACAGCUGGACGAAUCAAAAGCAGCCACAAUCCCGAAAAGCCCUCAGAUUGAGAAACCUGAAAAGAGCAUCGCUCAAAUUUUAGCUGACUCAUCUACAAAAAAACCUGAGUCUCCAACAACACCGACCCGAAGUUCUUCUACAAACAAGAACCCCAGCACACCGAAAAGAUCCAAGUCCUGUAAGAGCCGCAUCCAGUCCCCAGCCUCCCCGGGUCAAUACCCCCCUUCCCCGAUGAGGCAUAGAGCCAUAACGCCAAGUUUAGAAAACAAGAGGUGGGAGGGAGAGGAGAAAGGGUCCAUGGAGAUUAAAGGCUGCAGCACUCUAGAUAGAAAGACCUCCAAAGCAGAAAAAAUCUCAAAAUCUACUAGCAAGGAAUUUGGACAUAAUGCAGAGUCUCCAGUAACUCCCACUGGGAAAGCAGGUACCAAUGAUGCAGAGGAGGCCUCCAGGCUGCUGGCGGAAAGACGACGCUUGGCAAGAGUACAGAAGGAGCAGGAAGAAAAGCAACGCCUAGAAGAUGAAAGGCUCAGGGCUGAGGAGCUCCAGAGGCAGCAGGAAGAGGAGAGACAGCGGCAGGAACAGGCAGCUCGAGAGGCAGAGGAGAAAAGACAGAGACAGGAAGAAGAGCGCUGUCAAAGAGAACUGGAAGACAGGCAACAAAAGGAACAACGCUGGAAGGAGCUCCAGGAUGAUCUGGAGAGACAGAGGGAGGAAGCAGUGCAGCGCGUUCAUAGAGAGGCUGAACGGAAGAGACAGGAGCGAGAGCUUCUGAAAAUUCAAGAGGAGCAGGAGAGACUUCAAAGGAAGAAGCGCAUUGAGGAGAUUAUGAAAAGGACAAGGAAACCGGAUGGGGAAAAGAAAGAAGAGGUGCAGAUGGAAGUCCCAUCUUCAAUUUCUGUUUCCCAGUCCAUCUCACCGUCUGCUUUGGAAACUGAAGGUAACACAGCAAUUAUUAGUCCACCAAAGGUCAAAUCUGAGUCUCCAAUCAUAUGUCUUGAGCCACUGGAAGCAAAGAGUUGUGGGGUAGAUGAUCUCUCAGAUGGGGUUCAGUCCAUGGAUGUCAGUCCAGUGUCCAGAGACGAUCUCGUUUCAGAAUAUUCCCCCAUCAGCGAGAUCUCACAGAACAGCAUGACUUCUGUGGCUUUGGGCGAUAUCCACGUUCUGACAGGACAGGUGUCGCAUCCCAAAGUGUCUGCUGCUCCAGCUUUUGGUGACUGCAACAAGAACCUGAUCCAGGAUUGCAGUAGCGCUGCUAUUGACUCGUCGCUUUUCCAGAGUCUUAGACCCACCUCAGACAAGCUCAACAUCUAAUGCAAAGACACUAUUGAAGCAUGGGGCUGGAGUGAACUAAUGAAUUGGAGUUGAGCUGAAAGAUGAGACCAGCCCUCUGUGCCUCAGCAGCUUCCUGUAUAUCUUCUAAACAGAAGAACAAUGACUUAACGUCAAAUAAUGUGUUAAUAGCAAAGAAGGGGCAACCUGACAGUUGAUUCCCCCACACAUCAAAUAAGAUUCACCUGAUCCUCAUGUAUAUUUCACACCAUUUCAGCUUAGUAUCACCAAACAACGCAGCUGUAUUAGCGCAGUCCUAGUGGUCUUCUUAUUCUUGUUAUACACCUGUAGCAUUGAAGAGUGAUACAUCGUGACAAUUGUAGCAGCUCCAUUGUGUAAUUUGUUUUAUUUUGGAUUGCAUAAAUGACCAGCAAACCGAGCAGUUAUGUGCUGCUUCUGCUAAGUGUGCUGUACUGUAUGGCUGGGGUUUGCAAACAGUAUAUUGUGUAAAUCCAUGACUUCUCCGCAUCGUCUCUGCAAUCCAAGCUUUGUAGUCUGAAAGUGGAUAUGAUUAGAUGUAAAGUGUGAUAUUAUUCCACCAUAACACUGUUAAACUGGCAUUAAUGUAUUAUUAGUCAACAGCAGUUAGACGUUAUGGGGACAUAUACAGAAAAAACGUGUACUUCUAAUGCAAUUUAUUGUGUAAAAGUUUAAAAAGGGAAUUAAAAGUGCACAGUUUCAUUGUGGUAAAUAGCAUAGUGCGUUUAAUUCUUCAUAGACGUUUUCUGUAUUGUUUUGUUAUAUGACAUCAUUGCACACAGCUCUAUGCAGAUCAAGAAAACCAAGCAACCAAGAGCAACACAAAUCAAACUAAUUCAGCAACCCUACAGCAGUGACAAAAAAGAUCUGUACUUCCUGAGUAUGUUGCUUAAAAUACUCUGUUUACCAUCUUGUAUACUCAGGUUGCUAGUGAGCUUUGCAUGUGAGUUCAGUUCUUUUGAUGUUUGGCGGUGAUGUCAUGAUGCUGUAGUGUAAAACUUCAGAUGCGUUGGAUUGCUUCAGGACCAAUGAGAAACAAAUUUCUUGAAAGAUGGAAGUUUCUAUCUAUCUGUCUAUCUAUCUAUCUGUCUGAACUUGGGAUGUUGAUUACAUUUUUGAUUAUACAGAGAGUGAUGGGUUAAUAUUGUAAUUCAGCACUUCAAAAUGACAUUUGAGAAAAGGUGCAUGAAUCCGCUGCUUAGAAGUUGCUGAACCUUGAGAUAAUGACAUUACAAUAAAACAUGUAUCACAUCGUGA
This is a messenger RNA of Carassius gibelio (silver crucian carp), 3452 nucleotides long. RefSeq names its product MAP7 domain containing 2b (gene map7d2b). Bases 255 to 2198 code for a protein of 647 amino acids. The transcript is spliced from 17 exons. Lineage: Eukaryota; Metazoa; Chordata; Actinopteri; Cypriniformes; Cyprinidae. Gene Ontology annotation, biological process: microtubule cytoskeleton organization. Gene Ontology annotation, cellular component: microtubule cytoskeleton. The record is from RefSeq and is a predicted model, not a curated record.